AUAACAUUUUAUGCUAGCCAGCUAACUAACUAGCACACAGAGCUAUCACCUAGCUUUUACUUCAUUCAUUCUACAUUAUUGCUCUUCAGUUGCUCGUGAAGAAGAGAAAAAGUAUACUGCUGUGUCCUGACACCUGCACUCGAUUUAAAAAUAUUACUUCAGUGCCCAAGGCAAUGUGUGUGGUAUUUGGUAGCUUAGCAGAGUUAGCUUAGAUUGGUUAGCUUAGCUUGCUAACGUUACCUAGCAGCUGGGGAGGCUCCCUGUCUACUCUUCCGGACUUUAGUGAAGUUAGCUAGCUAUCUGUGGAUUAGUGACAUGUCAUCGACGUAGACUGAACCCUCGGUUCUUUGGUGGUGUUGUUUCUGUUAACUUGGUAAAAUGUUUUACCUGGUAUGCAAAGUGCAGAGGAUCAGUGCCAGCAGUAGACUGCUCUUUUAACUGUGUGACUUUCCAAUCAAGAUCCAGCCAGCGAGGCACUACCACUAUGGACCAAGAGUAUCAGCGUCGCCUGCUUCGCCAGAUCAACAUUCAGAACGAAAACACCAGCCCCAUUGUGAGUCCUCAUUCUCACACAACUCUCGUUUUUAUUACAUUACUGGGAACAUUUCUGAAGUGGUAUUAAAGGGAAGGUGUGUCUCAGCUAACCAAAGUGGUGCAAAGAUGACCAUACUAAUAGGAUAACAAUGUUAUUUAAAAAGGGCACUGGCACUUGUUGGUUCUCCAUUUACCGGUCAUGAUUCAUCAUGUUGUCAUUGUACAGAAGGUGACAGAGGUGAUGCGCAACCUGACGCUGAACAACUCCCCAAUGUCCUCUCCCAGUAAGCAUGGUGACAGGUUCAUCCCAUCCCGUGCAGGGGCCAACUGGAGCAUCAACUUCCACAGGAUCAAUGUAUAUGUCACUUAAACCUCUUUAAUACCCUAUGAAUUAUGAUGCAUUACCUCACUAUAGCUUAAUUUGACACAUUUAGUCAGCUCAUGGAGAAAUGUUUAUGUGAUCUGUGUUUUUAGGAGAAUGAGAAAUCACCAACUCAGAAUAGAAAAACAAAGGAUGCGACAUCUGAUAGCAGCAAAGGUAAGUAACGUGACAAACUAUGCCACAUCAGAGGAAAUUACUAACAUUUAAGAACGACCUACAUAGUAGUUAAUGUAACUGGGGUUCUGUAUUAGUGGAUGGGCUGGCCUACUCUGCUUUGCUGAAAAAUGAGCUGCUCGGAGCAGGCAUCGACAAAGUUCAGGACCCCCAGACAGAGGACAGACGGUUGCAGCCCUCCAUGCCGGAAAAUAGGAGUCUCUUCAGUGUAAGAAUGUUUUCCCUACAGAAUCUAAUUUAUUUCCAAGCUACAUGGAGUUAUUCUGGAGCAAGGUCUGACCCAAAUCUUUACCUUUAUGUGCAGUACUCUCUCAGUGCUAAGAGCACAACAGAUGAGGACAAUGGCAUCUCUCCCUACUCAUUGUCACCUGUCAGUAGCAAAAGGUAAAUUAAUAAGUUGGUAUCUCUGUAAAGAUGCAGGGUGGUUACUGUUAACUUCAAAUCAAUGUUUUUUCAUUUGGUUUGUUUUCUUUCUGUGCAGUCAGAAGUUGCUACGGUCACCCAGGAAGCAGACUCGUAAAAUCUCAAAGAUCCCAUUCAAGGUCUUGGAUGCUCCAGAACUACAGGAUGACUUCUACCUCAACCUUGUGGACUGGUCUGCUUUAAAUGUGCUGAGCGUUGGCUUAGGUACAUGCGUCUAUCUCUGGAGUGCCUGCACCAGCCAGGUAUUGCUUGUCUGACUAAUACAUGUGCAUAUUAUUUAAUUACACAUGGUGUUCAUUUCUAUACAAACACUCAGAGAGCAUUGAUUUGUUUUUCCAGGUGACUCGUCUGUGUGACUUAUCAGUGGAGGGAAAUUCUGUUACGUCCGUGGGCUGGUCAGAGAGAGUGAGUUCAACUCCAUAUAAUCUGCCGUUUGUAAAUACCACCAUAACACUUUUUACUUGCUCUAGGUGUUUUUUGUGUGUGUGAUUUGCUGACUCCAAUGCUGUGCGUUUCUGAUUCAGGGUAAUCAUGUGGCGGUGGGGACUCACAAAGGCUACGUACAGAUCUGGGAUGCAGCAGCUGGCAAAAAGCUCUUUACACUAGAGGGUCACACUGCUAGAGUUGGUGAGCACUAAGGGAAAAAACACCCUUAUGUGGAACUUCCCAAUUAUAGAUGUAGCAUACUGGUUGUUCAUUUCAUCGAUCUCUUUCCCCUCACCAUUCCAAUGUCUGAUCUUCCACAGGUGCACUUGCAUGGAACGCAGACCAGUUGUCAUCAGGUAGUCGAGACCGUAUGAUCCUGCAGAGGGACAUUCGCACACCACCUCUCCAGUCUGAACGCCGGUUGCAGGGUCACCGGCAGGAAGUGUGUGGUCUGAAGUGGAGUACAGACCACCAGCUGCUUGCCUCUGGGGGCAACGACAAUAAGGUAUAAUAGCAUAUAUCAUGAUUCUGUGUCCAGAUCCCUCAGAUAUGGCUUUUAACAUAGUUAGAUUAGCCAAGUUUACAACAUAACAACCUCACCAACCAUGCAUGUCUGUUCUGGUUAUGGCCUGCAUUUCUCUCAGCUGCUUGUGUGGAACCACUCCAGUACGGCACCAGUGCAGCAGUACAUGGAUCACCUAGCUGCAGUCAAAGCCAUCGCCUGGUCCCCCCACCAGCACGGGCUGCUGGCGUCUGGGGGAGGAACGGCUGACCGCUGCAUUCGCUUCUGGAACACGCUCACUGCACAGCCACUGCAGUGCAUGGACACAGGCUCGCAGGUCUGCAACCUGGCAUGGUCGAAACAUGCCAAUGAACUGGUACGUACCACUCAGUGUUGUGAUGGUGAUCCUAUAACGUUAUUUAAACCUUUAUGGUCUGAUGGCACUUUCCCUUUCUAUAGGUCAGCACACAUGGUUACUCUCAGAAUCAGAUCCUGGUGUGGAAAUAUCCUGCACUCACUCAAGUAGCCAAGCUUACCGGACACUCGUACAGGGUGCUCUACCUGGUAAGUAACAUUCAGCUAGACAAACAUGUAGCAUGAGUGGUCUUCUCGUCAGUCUUGUUUUAAUGUUCCUAACCUCCUAAUGUUCUGAUAUUGUCUAUCCCCUGCACUAUGUAGGCAAUGUCUCCUGAUGGUGAGGCCAUCGUCACAGGGGCUGGUGAUGAAACGCUACGCUUCUGGAAUCUCUUCAGUAAAACACGGUCAACAAAGGUACUAAAGCGGAGUUGAUUUUUCAAAUCUGAUCUUAAAAUUAUAGUAUAUGUCUAUAUUUUACUUUCUUGUUGUCCUGUGAUUUAAGUUACAUUUUUUCCUCUUUUAUUCAGGAAUCUGUGUCAGUUUUAAACCUCUUUACCAGGAUAAGAUAACGGCAACGCAGGAAUAGACUUUAAUGAUGGAGUGCCUUGAAUUCAUCACAACAUUCAUCAACACAAUGCAAAAUAAUGACCCAACAUGGACACGACAUCUUGUCAUGGAAGAGGAAAGAAUUGUUUUACUUUAUUAAUACUUUGCUCAGAAAGAAGUGAAACUGGACCAUUUUCAGAUAGAAAAUAAUUAGUCCUCAAUGUUUUUAUUAGAUUGUUGUUCUAUUCAUGUACACUUCAAUUUACAGUUAUGCUUUUUCUGUUGGCUUUUUUGUAUUCCAUGUCUAUGUUGAAAGUAUGUGUUAAAGGAGCCUUAAAGUACAAUGUAGAGAAAUUGAUCUACAAUUUGAGUUGGUGUUAUACUCAGGUCUUAUUUUUUUUGACAUUUGAAAUGAUAUAUUUGAAUGUUAUAUAGACUGGGGCAAGUUGUAUAAUGUAAUGGGACAAUCAUGGCAAUCCAUGGCAGUUGUUUUAAGAAAAACAUUUCACUUUUGGAAUGAAAAAAUAGCCAUUAAAUGUGUCAACGCACUACAUUGAAUAUAGUAGGGUGGAGUAAACAAAACAGUAAAAUGUGAAGUGGGCAGUUAAAUUGCUCGAACUCUAGAACAAGAUAUAACAAGAGUAUUGCAAAAGAAAUGUCUGGUGUUUUCCUUUCCACACACAGCUGCUCAUACAUUACAUUUUCUGUGAUUUUUAAAUACACUGAACAAAAAUAUAAACGCAAC
Molecule: messenger RNA, 4089 nt
Organism: Coregonus sp. 'balchen'
Lineage: Eukaryota; Metazoa; Chordata; Actinopteri; Salmoniformes; Salmonidae
Source: the annotation of a GenBank genome assembly